Messenger RNA from Prunus armeniaca (apricot), 606 nucleotides. The record is from the annotation of a GenBank genome assembly. NCBI's taxonomy places the organism in Eukaryota, Viridiplantae, Streptophyta, Magnoliopsida, Rosales, Rosaceae.
AUGGAAGGCCAAGAAACCAAGCUUGCACGGCGAGUAAUGGUGGUGGCGGAUCCAACCCGAGAGUCAGCGAGCGCGCUUCAAUAUGCGCUCGCUCAUGUAGUGCUCGAACACGAUGAAUUGAUCCUCUUCUCUGUCGAGAACCAAAACACGUGGCGAAACACAUUCACGACGCUGCUCAAAAUACCCAGCCUUGCCUCCACGGCCAUAGCCACCAUGUCCUUGGAAGGGAUCAACGCAGAGGAGGGCGUGGAUUUUCUUGAAGAAAUGAAGAAUGCAUGCAAGCGUGUGCAGCCAAAGCUGAGUGUGCGUGCGGAGAGGAUGGGAAAGGAAGAUGGCAAGGACAAAGCCAACACUAUCCUACAUCAAAGCGAUGCUCUUGGGAUUGAUAUCAUAAUUAUAGGGCAACGGCGGAGAAUUUCUAAGGAAAUCCUAGGAACAUAUACGUGGCCUGGAGCCGGGCGAGGGACGACUAACAAAGCCAUAGACACCGCAGAUUAUUUGAUUGAAAAUAGCAAGUGUGCUUGUGUUGCUGUACAGAAAAAGGGCCAGGAUGGAGGCUACCUUCUCAACUCAAGAACCCACAAAAACUUCUGGCUUCUGGCUUAA